AUGCUUCAAUCGAUUGAUUCGCCUAUUGCGACGGAUUCCAUCACCAAUAAACCGGCGACGCAAAAAGCGUCACUAUAUCAUCUGUGCCGUUCCGUCUUGGAUGGAUUAGCCGCUGUACCAGGAUUCGAACCUUACCUUGAUUUAAACCCUCCCACCGACGCCGAUGAUAUUGCUCCACAAUCAGCAUGCUUAGCCAACGAUCCACUCAGCAAAUUAUGGCACAUUUGUAGGCAAGGAUCGAGUCUCUGUCUACUGUAUAACACAUUACGUCCGGAUGAUGCGAUCGCCCAAGGCACCGGUUUAGGCAACAUGGCCAGUAAACCUAAAGCAUGCAUUUAUCAUUUCAUUCUCGCUUGUCGAGAUAAACUUCACUUCAGUGAGGACAGUUUGUUUACAGUAACGGAUCUGUACCAGAAUGAUACCAAUGGUUUCGUCAAGGUCGUAAAUACACUGAAACGAAUUCUGGAUUUACUGGAACACGAGGGAAUCAUAUCCAUCCGCUCUUCCAAUCGCAACUCGGAUCCCAAUGCACCCAAGGAUAAACGGGAUAAAGUCGUCUUUGAAUUUCUCGAAACCGAACGCAAAUAUGUUCAAGAUUUGGAAGCACUUCAGGAUUACAUGCGAGAAGCGCAAGCACAAAACGUUUUACCACCCGAUACGCUUCACAAUUUGUUCGGCAAUCUCAAUUCCCUCGUCGAUUUCCAGCGACGAUUUUGUAUCCAAAUCGAGCAAAUGGCCGAUCAAGCUCCGCAAGAUCAACGCUUCGGUAACUUAUUCAUACAGCUCGAAGACGCUUUUGCCGUCUACGAACCAUUUUGUGCCAAUUUGUCCACCGCGCAAGAUCUGGUCAUUCAGGAAACCGUCAAACUGCAGAAAUUAGCAGACAUCAUGUCCCCCACCUACGAAUUGCCUUCCAUGCUUAUCAAACCCGUUCAACGCGUAUGCCGCUAUCCGUUACUCAUGCAACAACUCGUGAAAGCGACCCCCGAAGACUGGAAGUACAGCGAAGAGAUGAAAGAAGGACUGGAGGCCAUUCAACGGGUCGCCGGCAAAGUCAAUGAGACCAACCGUCGCCAAGAAAACGUGCAGAAAGUAGAAGAUCUCAAGAAACGCAUUGAGGACUGGAAAGGAUCCAUUGACCACUUUGGCCAACUCUUACUCGAGGACAAAUUCAUGCUGUACAUCAACAAUGCAGGUCGCGAAAUGCUCGUCUUUCUCUUUGAAAAAACCCUCCUCGUCUGCAAAGAAGACAAAGAACCCCACAAAAAGUCCAACGCCAUGAUUAUUAAAAAGAAGAAAAAGGAAGGCUCGCUCGUCGUACGUGGCAAAAUCCUCAUCUCCAAAAUCGCCCAAGUCAAUGACACCAGUCAAAAUGGCACGUGGUCUUUACAUAUUUUCUGGUCCGAGAAGGAUUCCCAAUCACUCAGUGCUCAGUAUUUCAAUUUGCAGUCAUUUACCCUAAAAUGUCGCAAUGAGGAACAGUUGAAACAAUGGGAAUCGACUUUAAAUAGGUUACUUCAAAUCGAGAAACGCAUGUCCAUGGAACACCGCGCCGCCGAAGCACAAGCAGGCAGACUAUACCACACCACUUCCAUGCCUCACGUGCCACGCGCAUCAUACCAACCCGACUUUGAAGACACACCGACCAUGAACUACGAUGAAGACGAAGAAGAGGAAGACCAACAUCACGAAGAUACCAGCGAUGAUGAAGUCUGGGGUCGACGCACUUCCAGCAAAGUGCAUAUGAACUACAUGCGCCAUCAACGGAUAUCCGAAGGUGAAUCUCACCGUAAAAUGUCCGCUCAAGCUGGCAUGUCCGCAGGCUUAUCCAAUGGUCGCCACUACACCGCCAUGCCGGGCAUGACACUUCCGCCUUUGCGAGCUUCUUCCAAUGGAUCGUCCUUGACCGAUGGCAUGGUCACCCCCGCCGCGGAUUACUCUUACGCUUCCAGCCUCUCAUACCCGACUUCACCACCUACAAGCUACCCUUCGUCCCCGACUGCCACCAAUAAAACCUCUUCCUCCUCUUCUUUAGCUUCCACGCAUGGUUAUUCACCGUCCCAUCGUCGACAGAUGGAUGACACCAUCGUGCCGACGGAAAUGGUCACACGGACAUUGCUCAGUGAAAGUGUACCUACACCCACCGAAGAAUACCCCGGCUUCCCUUGCUCACCGCCUCAUGCUGCCACCUUGGUCACCUCAACCUCGCACCUCAAACCGACCAUUCCACCGGGACAACUUCACCACACCCGUCUACGAUCUCAGAGUAGUCCCAACAUUCACCGACCAGCGGGAGCGACGUUAUUUGACAACGCGCCUGAACUGCCACCAAUCAAUUCACGCACGCUGUAUGAUAUCAAGCGCAAGAGUAACGGGGACUAUCACGAAGAAAGACCGUCCAAUCUUCAGUAUACGGCAGUGGACGAUCACACCAAAAUCAAGGUGCAUUAUCUAGGCGAGAUUUACGUGGUCGUGGUAUCUCUUGAUAUUAGCUACAUGGAAUUACUUGGAAAGAUUGAACGUAAAAUCCGGUCAUGCGGGCAGUCGAUCGAAAUCACCAUGGGGCUCAAGUAUCAAGAUGAAGACGGCGAUCUCAUCACCAUCAUCUCCAACGAAGAUGUACAAAUGGGGUUGGAAAGUCGAGGCCUGAAUAACACCGUGAAUGUCUAUGUCACCUGUUAA
Messenger RNA from Radiomyces spectabilis, 2682 nucleotides. RefSeq lists its product as uncharacterized. NCBI's taxonomy places the organism in Eukaryota, Fungi, Mucoromycota, Mucoromycetes, Mucorales, Radiomycetaceae. The record is from RefSeq and is a predicted model, not a curated record. Gene Ontology annotation, biological process: intracellular signal transduction; septin ring organization; establishment of cell polarity. Gene Ontology annotation, molecular function: guanyl-nucleotide exchange factor activity; protein binding. Gene Ontology annotation, cellular component: division septum; nucleus; cytoplasm. The transcript has 4 exons. Bases 1 to 2682 code for a protein of 893 amino acids.